Molecule: messenger RNA, 815 nt
Organism: Rhizopus microsporus ATCC 52813
Lineage: Eukaryota; Fungi; Mucoromycota; Mucoromycetes; Mucorales; Rhizopodaceae
Exons: 5
Coding region: 143-727 (194 amino acids)
Source: RefSeq, a predicted model, not a curated record
CUUAUUCUAAUCAGCUUGUCUAAUUGUAUCAACGUAUGUGAUCCGAGAUUACCAUUAUGCUCACCAACCUGGGACGAGAUAUGGUAUCAUUAUAACAACUACACAUUCUCUCGAAACGAAAACAAUAUUUUCUUUAUAAAAAAUGUAUAAUAUCACUUCCUUUGAUUUGCAUUUGCUAACAUUUGACACAACACCAAAUGUCAAAAGGACGAUCAAAUCGUGGUUCAACCUGACCCAGCCGAAUUUAGCUGUACGUGUUACAGAUAACUGGUUCCCAAGCUCAUUACCUUCUGGCUCUACUAAUAAAACUUGGGCAUUCUUUGCCUUCUUACUCGAUCACGACUCCUCUAUCGACCCAACACAUAUUAGUGUAGAUCAAGCCUUUGUUGAAUUUAAAGUCGUUCAAUCGGCUCCACAGCCAGUUACCAUUAACUAUAAACCACUAGAACCAUGGAUAGUGGCACUGAUUGUAGUCUCCUGUGUUUUAGUUGCCUUAGCAAUGGGCAUUGCUGUUUGGUGGUGGAAAAAAAGGAUGGAAAAGAAGGCUGUGCUGAGUAGACCAGACGCGAUGUUGAUUGCCGAUAAAUUCCGCGAAGUGAUGUCCACUUCCGAUUUAGCGCAAAGAAACGAAAAAAAUGCGCAAGAUUUAUUACAGAGACAACUGCAGGCUGAGGAGGGCACUUCGAUCAUUGAGAUUAGGCAAAGUAGCUCUACUAUAAAUAAAUAAAGUAACCACUCUUACUCUCUGUCUCCUUUGAACCAAGCACAGGUAUUUGCCCAACCCACUAUCAAACAACCAAUAUUAAGCCUAAUGA